AAUAAGAUCGGCCUUGUUCAGAUCCAAUGAACUGUUAAAUGGGUUGUCUAGCCCAUUCGUUAGAAGCCAUCCUCUUCUAGUUUCUUAGUUUGUUGCCACGUGUAAUUCAUCUUUCUUCCUGGUUCCGAUACUCGAAAUUCCCACUGUAAAUGGAAGCACCAAAAGACGGCUGCAAUCCCAGCGACGAAAGUAGCCUAGCUGUUUCUGUUCAAAUAGAGCCUCCGGUUUCCUCUAAUGGCAAUAACAAUCCCAGUGAAAGCAACCCUCAAGAACACCAAUCUGAGCCCAAUACUGACAAUGAAAACAACAAGAGCAGCGAUGCAUUGGCCAAGGGUUUAUCUAUGAUGCUUGCCAGUAUUAGGGAUUUCGAUUCUAAAGCUCAAGACACUCUCAAAAGCCAAGAUAACCUUAAUUGCGCCAUAGAUAGUCUUACCCGAGAGCUUGAUCAAUUGUUAGAAGAUGCGCCCUUUCCGUUCGUUAUGCAGUAUGCUGAGAAGAUUUCAGGAGUCUUGAUAGAAUGGAUCUGAUUUUAUCUGUGGCCGUCCUUCAAGGGAAGGACUGUAGAUUUCAUCACAAGCAGCAUCCACCCCUUGGAAAAUGAAGUGAAACCCAAUUUAAACUUCUGAUAUUGCAGUUGCAGAGGAGAGGCGUGCUGAGUUAAUUUGAAGCUAAGGAGUGUGAACAUUUUGUGAAAAAUGAACUGACACACCCCACAAGAAAACAAAGUGGUCAUUUGAUUCUCUGAUUUAGCGCUAGCAGCAAUGCAUUAAAUGAGAAAUCCCCAGCGAUUGAUGAGACCAACAAGUGAAAUUGAAGGAAGGAAGAAGCUCCGUAACCCACAAACAUGAGUCAUAUCGGGCCUUAAUUACAAGGGUUUUUGUUGAUAACUAGUCCUUAAUUGAUAAGGUAUGCAACAGUCAGUAUCAGAAUAAGAGAUUAAUAUGAUGAUUCGGGGCUGAGGUUUUUCGGUGGUUUUUGCUUUAAUGAAACCUUAAUACAAUUGUUAAUUGUUUGAUGAUUAGUCCAGAAUCUCAAUAUAUUUUCUUCAUUCUUGAUA
This is a messenger RNA of Hevea brasiliensis (rubber tree), 1057 nucleotides long. RefSeq lists its product as uncharacterized. The transcript has 3 exons. The coding region runs from base 150 to 527 and encodes 125 amino acids. Gene Ontology annotation, molecular function: SNARE binding. The record is from RefSeq and is a predicted model, not a curated record. Lineage: Eukaryota; Viridiplantae; Streptophyta; Magnoliopsida; Malpighiales; Euphorbiaceae. Gene Ontology annotation, biological process: lysosome localization; intracellular protein transport; endosome to lysosome transport. Gene Ontology annotation, cellular component: BORC complex; synaptic vesicle; BLOC-1 complex.